Molecule: messenger RNA, 987 nt
Organism: Soboliphyme baturini
Lineage: Eukaryota; Metazoa; Nematoda; Enoplea; Dioctophymatida; Soboliphymatidae
Source: the annotation of a GenBank genome assembly
AUGAGGUUUCUGGUAUGGUUCGAAUCUAGCAGUAACAAGGCAAAAUCUCUGCGAUGCAUUCCGAGAGCGGAGUUGGAACGCCUCCUUGGCCUGGCCCAUUGCAAGAUCAUCAGUUCGAUUUCGAACAGUGUCAUGGAUUCGUACGUGCUGAGCGAGAGCAGCUUGUUCGUGUCUGACAGUCGGUUUCUGCUGAAAACCUGCGGCAGGACGACGCUGUUGCGCACCGUUGAGCCACUGCUGAAUCUGGCAAAGGAUUACUGCAAUCUCGACGGAAUCACGAACAUGUUUUAUUCGCGAAAAAACUUCAUGCGACCCGAAUUACAGCCGUAUUUGCAUCAGAACUUCGAAAAUGAAGUCGUGGUCUUGGACAAAUUUUUCGACGAUGGAGCGGGUUACUGCCUCGGUAGACUGAACAGUGACCGAUGGUACCUGUACACGCUGAAUCCCUCACCGGGUGUGAUAUCAAUCGCUGACCAGACCGUUGAAAUUCUGAUGUCCGACCUUGAUCAGUCUAUCAUGAGCAACUUCACGAUGAGUGUUUCUUGUACUGCUGCGGAAGCACGCAAAUUAUCGGGCAUGGAUAAACUGUUUCCACCAGACCUGAUAAUCGACGAGAAACUGUUCAGACCAUGCGGUUACAGCAUGAACGGCAUUCUGGGCGAGAAGGACAGUUACAUAACAGUGCACAUCACGCCGGAGCAGGACCAUUCGUACGUCAGCUUCGAAAGCAAUAUCCGCUUUCCGCAUUACCACGACCUUGUCGCUCUUGCCGUGUUCCUUUUCAAGCCGAGGCGUUUCAUCUGUACUAUUUUUGCCAAGCAGGGAUCCAAAGAAUAUCGUCGUACAAAAAAAGAGUUUUCAGAAAAGUCCAUUCCGGGUUUCAAGAUGUGCGACUUGCAACUUCUUAGCCUGCCAAGUCACGCGUUGAUUUACGCUCAGUUUCAAAAGCAUGCUUACGUAAAUUCUGCCAAAAAGCUAAUUGAAUGA